This is a messenger RNA of Cantharellus anzutake, 1519 nucleotides long. RefSeq lists its product as uncharacterized. Gene Ontology annotation, biological process: regulation of transcription by RNA polymerase II. The record is from RefSeq and is a predicted model, not a curated record. Gene Ontology annotation, cellular component: nucleus; NuA4 histone acetyltransferase complex. The transcript is spliced from 5 exons. Bases 352 to 1281 code for a protein of 309 amino acids. Lineage: Eukaryota; Fungi; Basidiomycota; Agaricomycetes; Cantharellales; Hydnaceae.
CAGCUCCGCGCGAUCAACAAGGAUAAGCUGGAGCGGCUAGAGGCGAAGAAGAAAUGGAAGAAGGAACAGUUCCAGAAGAAAAUCGCUGAGAUGGAGCUGCGGAAGACGAAGAAGAGGAAUCAAGAGAAGGCGGCAGCUUUGAAGGUUAUAGGACAAAGGCAAAAGGCGGCCGAAAGGGCUAGUGCCAGUGGCCCGAGCCGGAAGAAACGUAAGACCUAGUUAAACGUCACCCUUUGGAUACACUUCUUCAUAAUCGCCUGUAUAUUAUUGAUCUUUUUUUGUGGGCUAUCCUAAACCCGUCUUCGGUCCCGCUUAUUGCGUGGCAGUGCACUCGUCUCGAAUCACAAGUCUAUGGAUUCUGCUGAAGGAGAUGAAUUUCUCGACACUGUUGAAGGCGAAUCCGCCUUCUUUCAGUCUGUAGCUCGCGCGAGACCAGCGGGAGUGCACCGCUAUAUGAACAUCGUGUCUAUUCGACAAAAUAUUAACGAAAUUUCAGGGAAAUGGGUCACGAUCGAACAUAUCUGGAGAAAGCUCCGACAGUACUAUGCCAUGGAUAACAUUGAAAAGAUCCGUCGCCAAGAAGGUGCACCGGAUGACCCAGACUUUCCACCUCCGCCUCUCCCUCGCACUCCUGGAGAGCGGGACCCUACUCCUUCCUCAUCAGAUUCUCCUCAACCCGCAGAGGUGCCGGAAAGAAUAGAAGAUGAAGAGAAAAUAUGGAUGCAGGCUCACUUUCGCCUGACGUUCUCACUUCCAGAAAACGAAUUCUACGAAAUGAUGGAAGAGCGAGCCAAGAGAGGGAGAAAUGACCCAUCUACUCCGGAAUCUGAUUAUCGGGAGCUUUCCGAUGAUGAUGAUGAUGAUGAUGAGGAGGAAGAUAUGAAAGUAGACAAACCUCUUUCGUCAGUGACGAGACGUUCGAGUAGUCACAGUCAUUCCCAAGCACCUUCGAUGUCAUUGGACCCAAUACGAGCUAGCGGUCUAGCAGCCGCAGAGGGCAGCGAGUCUUCCGACCUGACCGACCCUGAAGAUGACAAGAAGGGCUAUACCGAUGAUCGUGAGAGCACUUACAGUGCAACGCGACGCAGUGUCGCUACCCCUGAAGACGAAGGCGGUGGUCCUGAUGGAUCGAACAUCUUGCCUGUUUUAGCGCGAAAGAAACGAGAACUUACAUCCGACAGUGUUGCCUCGAGAACUACAGCUCGCAGGUCCAUCGGAGUGGCCUCAAGUAGCAGAGCCAAAUCAACUACCGCAUCCACCAAAAAGAAGCGAAAGCGGUAAAGUAGGCGUCAAAUACUACGUGAAUCCUUCGCCUUGGUAUCCAUCCGCCAAACAACGUAUUCCGCACUAGGUAGUAGAAAAACCCCUGCUUUUCACAUGAUAAUGCAAUCCUUCCCAUCCUUUUUAGAUGCCUUUUCUAAUAACUCGUUUUCCUCGAGCAUCUGCCUCUCGCUCUCAGUUAAAAGCUAGUUUGAGCCCAACGGACAUUAAUGAAUUCACGUUGCCCAGGGGUGUGGGA